Molecule: messenger RNA, 488 nt
Organism: Amoebophrya sp. A25
Lineage: Eukaryota; Dinophyceae; Syndiniales; Amoebophryaceae
Source: the annotation of a GenBank genome assembly
GUACCACGUGGUGUUAUGGAUUCACAUUGAAUGAGGGAUGAGUUAAGGUUGACAAGGACGAUUCAUCAUCACAAGAAUGCAGGGAAGCGGAAGCAGCUCGUCCUCAUCGUCGUCCUCAUCGUCGCGCCGACUUGAAUGGGAUGAGCGAUGCGUUCCCACGCAGGGACUCAGGUUCAUAAAAGGUAGCGACUUCGCACAGAUUCGCUUCGAUCUGUCUAAUGCCGAGGAUAGAAAGCUGUAUUCCGCGUUAUUGAAAAAGAGAGAAAGAGACGAACAAUUACAUCACCUGCAGAAGGACAAGCAGCAGGCUCCGGAUGGCAAUACUAGUGUGAAAAAUGGAGGCGCUGGCGCUGUAAAACUAUGGGAAAGGACAGCUCUCCCUCAAGACGGUCGACUGCGGGACCUGACGGAUCCUAGGCAUGCCCAAUUCCCUCGGACUGAGGAAGAGCUUCUGCGUCUUCUCCUUGGAAAGAACAAGGCGGUGGAGU